UUGUAGUCUGCUAGGAACAGUUGUACUACGGUGUUGGUGUCAGUAGCUUAGCUGUCAGUGUUGUGUCGCACUGAACAUUAUUAUUGUUGUCUGUGGCUUCCCUGUGUAUCACUUAAGUUGAAAAAAUUGUCUGUGUGUGUGUGCAUAUACAUAAGCAUACAUACAUACAGUUUUGCCUCAGUGUCUGUGUAUUAUUUGAAGAAAUCGUGUUCAUGUUUGACAAGAUGGUGGCUGGAGGGGAAUGCAGGUUCAGAUGAUGUAAAGAGUCACUAAAGAGAUGAAAGAGCUAUACAAAUGGCUAUCGUAUAAGAUGCAUGGCUUGGCACGACAGAUCCUGCGCCCCGGGCCCCUGGGUGGAACCCCCCCAGCUCUCCACCCAAACAGACCACCUGCAGACCAGUACCCUAGAAGACAGAAAACUGUUUGUGGGCAUGCUCAAUAAACAACAGACAGAAGAAGAUGUCCGACAGUUGUUUCAGCCAUUUGGGACGAUUGAAGAAUGCACCAUACUAAGAGACCAAAAUGGAAACAGUAAAGGAUGUGCCUUUGUCAAGUAUUCCUCUCAUGCAGAAGCACAGGCAGCCAUUAAUGCAUUACAUGGAUCCCAGACCAUGCCAGUAAUACCAGGACCUCUACAAAAGGGUGCAUCCUCCAGUAUUGUUGUGAAAUUUGCAGACACGGAGAAGGAACGGCAACUACGUAAAAUGCAGCAGAUGGCAGGAAACUUGGGGUUGCUGAACCCUUUCGCUCUCACACAUGCGUACGGGGCUUAUUCACAAGUGAACCUAAUGCAGCAGCAAGCGGCGAUCAUGGCUGCAGCAGCAGCACAGGGCAGUGCAUACAUUAAUCCUGUCACAUCGUUGACACACCUGGGCCAAGUGGGAACAUUACCAAAUGGGAUCUCUCCGCAGGCAAUGGCACAAGCAGGUUCUGGAUUGGUUCCCGUGACAACAGCGACUGCUGUGAACGGAGGUCCACCAACCAUGCUGUCGCCCACUGUUGCCUUUGCUGCUGUUCCUACAUCCAAUGGACCAGAUAUUUACCCUAAUGGCAUACCACAGUAUGCGGCAGGUCAGAAUGUUCCCCCUUCCCAUCCUGGUGACCCCUUGCAGCCCGUGUACACAGGAGUUCACCCACAGUAUGGCGGAAUAGCUUACCCAGCUGCGUACGCUGCAGGUCAGUUCCAACAAGUUCUUGCUCAGCACCCCGCCAUUGCAGUCCAAGCACAAAAAGAAGGUCAGGAUCCCUACAAUGCCAACGUGUAUAUGUACCCUGUUGUUGCCCAGCCUGCCAGUGAGAAAGAGCACACCCCAGGCUCCAUGCCUGUUGACCCAUUGCAUGCUGGGAUUACCCACCCAGGUCAACAAGAAUUUGAAAGAAGAUUUGGAAAUAGGACGGGGCCAGAAGGCUGUAACUUAUUCAUCUACCAUCUUCCCCAAGAAUUUGGUGAUGCCGAGCUAGCGCAGAUGUUUAUGCCGUUUGGUAACGUGAUCAGCGCUAAAGUGUACGUGGAUCGUGCAACCAAUCAGAGCAAGUGUUUUGGUUUUGUGAGCUUUGAUAAUCCCACAAGUGCCCAGGCUGCUAUCCAGGCUAUGAAUGGUUUCCAGAUUGGAAUGAAACGCCUGAAAGUGCAGCUUAAACGACCCAAGGAUGCCAAUCGCCCAUAUUAGGAAGCAGACAAAAAUUGAUUGAUUACACAAAUGGUUGCCUACCACUUCCAAGACUUGGUUGUUCAAACAGACAGUGACGAAAGGACUAGAAAUUCACAGAACAUUCAAAAACUAAAGGACCUCUGUACAGAAGGACAACCCUUUGAAUCAGAUAUUUUCUCAAAAAAGUAAUCAAAAAACUCUUAUAUAGUUUUCCUCUUUAUUCAAAAAUGUCUCACCACUUGGAGUUUUGUGAGAAGCAGCCUGUGUAAAUAGCACUUUAAACCUGAAGAAUUUGACUGUAAGUUGUUCUCUGCUAUCUGGAAUAUGGAAAAAAGCCAGGCUGGACCAUUGUUAUAGAGAUAUUAAAGGCAUCUGAUGAUAACACAGUUUGAAAUACAUGCGUUUUACUUAGGGGAGGAUAUUUGGUUACACAGUCAUCAUUAUCCAUUGAUGGAUUGUAAAUAGUUCCUAAAUGAUGAGGUUAGCUAGUCAGGUGUAAUUAUAAUCACAUCACCUGAGUGGUAGAGAAAAAUAUGUUUAGACUUUUUCGAGUUUUAAAGACUUUAAAAGUUAUUUAUCAUUUUACAAAUUGAAUAAU
Lingula anatina is the source of this 2250-nucleotide messenger RNA. RefSeq names its product CUGBP Elav-like family member 3-A. The record is from RefSeq and is a predicted model, not a curated record. Gene Ontology annotation, cellular component: ribonucleoprotein complex. Lineage: Eukaryota; Metazoa; Brachiopoda; Lingulata; Lingulida; Lingulidae. Gene Ontology annotation, molecular function: RNA binding.